This is a messenger RNA of Adineta steineri, 549 nucleotides long. The record is from the annotation of a GenBank genome assembly. Lineage: Eukaryota; Metazoa; Rotifera; Eurotatoria; Adinetida; Adinetidae.
AUGCCAACUUAUUCAACUCACCAACGAUUUUCUCGUAUUCAACAAGAAAGUGAAGAACGUAAACACCAAGCUCAUUUAAAAAAAAUCUCUGACAUGCAUAGUCAUAGUAGUGUAGAUCAUAGUUCACCACGUCGUUAUCCACAUAUUCAUGACGCUUUUGUAAAACAUUUAAGUGAUAAACGUUUAGAAAUUGAUAGAGAAAAUGAAAUUAAAUCAAGAAAAUUAAUUGAUAUUAUGCAAACAAAAAAUGCACAUUCACCACCGCCAACUCAUCGUUCAAAUCAAACUAACCAUUCAACUCAAACAACACAUCGUAAUCAUAAUAAAAAAGAUUUAUCACAAGAUAAUACGGAAUAUUUCGAACGAGUUGCCAAAGCUAAAGGUAAAUAUGAUGCACAAGAAUGGAAAAAAGACUACGAACUACAUCAAGAACGUUUAAAAUUACGUAAAAAUAAUAGUGUAUUUACACCUAUUAAUACUGGUCCUAAACAUCAUUCGAAUACAAAAACAAAUUCAACGUCAAGUAGCAGACAGACAGUAGCUACAUAA